Molecule: messenger RNA, 1845 nt
Organism: Colletotrichum fioriniae
Lineage: Eukaryota; Fungi; Ascomycota; Sordariomycetes; Glomerellales; Glomerellaceae
Source: RefSeq, a predicted model, not a curated record
AUGCCUACGCAGAACUCGCCUGUGAACGAUCCAGCAUCAGGAAAGACAGGUCUACCAGAGUCUGAUACGACAGAGAACAAGGACAGUCCUCCCCAAGACAUGGUUCAUGAGACCGAACCUCUUCGGAAGCCAUCAAGAAUACGUUACACGGCGUCCUGUUACAACCAUAACGGUAAAAACUUUGACUAUUCUCAGGAUGAGCCAUUCCCAUCCCAGGUUCCUCGCCACGACGAGACAGCUAAGCCUAUCGUUGAGGUCGUCACCAUCAUGAACGUUGCGCUCACGAGCAACUUGAAGCCAUCUAACGAAAAGAAUGACGAGAAAGGCAACAUUAAGAAGGAAACAUUGGCCAAUAAAGUUAUACGAGGAAUCGGAAGUCCACGUAUCAUCAUCCAUUUCCCGUACUUGUCCGAGCUGAUUCGCGAUACUGUCGACUACUAUCCGGGGCAGAACCUGACCGGAGAGACCAUCACAAUUCACGAACCUUACGGAGUUCUGCUGCACCACUGGGAGACAUUAAGCCGAAUUUAUGCCUCUCGUGAGGAUCCCAUGGAGUCAACCACAAUGGAUCGCGCAACUAAAGUUGAGCACUUGGGCGUGUUGAUCGAAUAUCUGAAUCCAAUCGUUAAAAGCCAGCUCGAACCAAUGCAAAGACGGCUGGGGCAAGACUCGCCCACAACUACUUGGGACGAGCUAUGGUAUUUGCUACGACCUGGCUCCCAGAAUUAUUGCAAGUGGGAUGGCCAGUGGAUAGGAUGCGUCGUCGAGGAAACCAGGAAAUGCCCCCCGGACGCAGAUGACAACCUCCCAGAACGAUGGAAAGUAAAAAUAUGGUUCCUAUCGAUGCAUUGGACCUACGGAACCCUGAUUACUGUGUAUAAUACCAUCGACAUCCACAAGUUCGAAGGCGAGAAGAAGGUAGGACAGCUUGAUAUCUUUCCAGAGAAGUUUUUCAAAGGCGAGCGGAAGAAGGAUUUCGAGAUUCGUGGUAACCGGAUCUGUGACAUGCUCUGGAAGGGGCACGAAUAUGCUCAUUACGAUGGCGAGUUGAUGAGCAAAAAGAAGAUUAAGAUCAUUCUCAGUGCAUUUGUUGAUCAGGCCCCGGAUUUCGAUGAGGAUGAAUGGGGGUUUGAUAUGUUCCCAGAACCUUUAGACCAGGCUAGGUCUGCAAAUGACCCUUCAGUCUCGGCACAUGUGGGGAACAUCCAAAGCCUGGCACAGGAAGAAGUCCCUGAACCGAUCGUUAGUGGUGAAAAGCUGAAGAUCAUCAAGGCUUUAGCUGAACGCCAAAUGACUUCGAAGCCCUGGUCAGCAGACUAUAUCAGGAACAAGGGUGAAGGAGUCGUCAUCCUUCUUCACGGGCCUCCUGGUGUGGGAAAGACUUACACAGUUGGUAUGGUUGGCCACAUCGAUGAUGCCUUCAUGUCUCGUGUCCACGCUGUCAUCGGCUUCGAUCAGCUUGAUGGUGAACGACGUGCAAAGAUUUGGGAUAGUCUUCUUAUGAAGCUCAAUCGCGAGCAAAAGGGAGCAAUUCGCAUCAGCAAUGGUGCCAAGAAGUUUCUGAAGACACCCGAGGUGCUUGAGUACACGGACUGGAACGGUCGUGAGAUUCGCAACGCCUUUCAAACGGCUAUCGCGCUUGCCGAGUACGAGGCUAAGAACGCCUCGGACUACGACCAUACACAGGAGAUCAUUGUGGAGGCUGAGCACUUCAAAGAUGUGAUGGCAAUGAAUAAGUUCUUCCGGUCCUAUCUGGACAGCAUUAAGGACCGCAAUGAGGGUGAGCGGGCGCAAUCAGCAGCGUGGAGAAAUGACUCUUGGAACGCAGAAGAGAAAGGGAAUUAG